AUGGCUGAGGCUGGCGCGGCCGGGGCGGGAGCCGCCGCCGCCGCGGCGUCCUCCGCCACCACAGCAGCCGCGGUCGGCGGCAGCGGCGUAAACGGCGGUGGCGGCGGCGGCAACGGAGCGCUGCAGCAGGGCUCCCCGGCCGCCGGAGGGCUGGCCGCUUGCGGACCCGUCCGGGCUGUGGUCGCCGCCGCCGCUGCCGCGACAGCCGAGAGCCCCGCGGCGGCGGCAGCUGCUGCUGCAGCAGCGGGAGGCGGCGGCGGCCCGGGCAGCGGCGGCCCUGGCUCGGCUCGCGUCGUAGGGAAGAAGGCGCAGCUCCGCGCUGCGCCGCGCGCCAAGAAGCUGGAGAAGCUGGGCGUCUACUCCGCCUGCAAGGCUGAGGAAUCUUGUAAAUGUAAUGGCUGGAAAAACCCUAACCCACCUCCAACUCCACCCAGAGCAGAACUACAGCAGGCGGUUGUGAGUCUUAACGAACCAUGUCGUAGCUGUAAUCAUGCACUAGCUGCUCACGUUUCCCAUUUGGAGAAUGUAUCUGAAGACGAAAUGAACAGGCUCUUGGGGAUUGUGCUGGAUGUCGAGUAUCUCUUUGCCUGUGUUCACAAGGAAGAAGAUGCAGAUACCAAGCAAGUCUACUUUUACUUGUUCAAGCUUUUGAGGAAGUGUAUAUUACAGAUGGGAAAACCUGUUGUAGAAGGAUCUUUGGAGAGCCCCCCGUUUGAGAAACCUAGUAUUGAACAGGGAGUUAAUAAUUUUGUGCAAUACAAAUUUAGUCACUUACCGUCGAAAGAGAGGCAAACGAUAGUAGAGCUGGCUAAAAUGUUCCUGAAUCGCAUCAACUACUGGCACCUGGAGACACCUUCACAGCGAAGACAGAGGUCACCUAAUGACGACAUUGCCAGCUACAAAGUGAACUACACAAGGUGGUUGUGUUACUGCAACGUCCCCCAGUUUUGUGACAGUCUACCUCGAUACGAAACCACACAAGUUUUUGGGAGAACACUGCUGCGCUCUGUCUUUACCGUCAUGAGAAGGCAACUCCUAGAACACGCAAGACAGGAAAAGGACAAGCUUCCACCUGAGAAACGAACGCUAAUACUCACACAUUUCCCUAAGUUCCUGUCCAUGCUGGAGGAAGAGGUGUACAGUCAAAGUUCUCCUAUCUGGGAUCCAGAUUUCAUAGCAUCAUCUUCUCGAAGUGCCCAACUAGGCAUCCAGACAGUUAUCAGCCGCCCCCCUGUGGUAAGGUCUGUUCCUUACAGUGCAAGCCCCUCCUCUCUAGAGCAACCCAGUGGUGGAAGUAUGAGUCCUGCUUGCAAGGCUGCUUCUAGUCUGGACCCGAAUCUAGGGGAGAAGAGAAAAAGCAAUGAGCCUUAUUCCGUGGAGGAUGCUAAGAAGCCAAGAGUUGUAGGAGACAUUCCUAUUGAACUCAUCAACGAAGUGAUGUCAACCAUUACAGAUCCAGCUGCAAUGCUUGGUCCAGAGCAGACUAAUUUUCUAUCUGCACACUCAGCCCGGGAUGAAGCAGCGAGGAUGGAAGAGCGCAGGGGAGUGAUUGAAUUUCACGUAGUUGGAAAUUCCCUAAAUCAAAAGCCAAAUAAGAAAAUCAUGAUGUGGCUGGUUGGCUUACAGAAUGUAUUCUCACAUCAGCUACCCAGAAUGCCGAAAGAGUAUAUUACUCGUCUAGUCUUUGAUCCGAAACACAAGACCCUUGCAUUGAUCAAAGACGGCCGUGUGAUUGGCGGCAUCUGCUUUCGAAUGUUCCCGUCUCAAGGAUUUACAGAAAUAGUUUUCUGCGCUGUGACUUCUAACGAACAAGUCAAGGGAUAUGGAACUCACCUAAUGAAUCACCUGAAGGAGUACCACAUUAAGCACAAUAUUCUCAACUUCCUCACAUACGCAGAUGAAUAUGCAAUUGGCUACUUCAAGAAGCAAGGGUUUUCAAAAGAAAUAAAAGUACCAAAAGCAAAAUACGUUGGCUAUAUCAAGGAUUAUGAAGGAGCAACUUUAAUGGGAUGUGAACUAAACCCAAGGAUCCCUUACACUGAAUUCUCAGUCAUCAUUAAGAAGCAGAAAGAGAUUAUUAAAAAGUUGAUCGAAAGGAAGCAAGCUCAGAUUCGGAAAGUUUAUCCCGGCCUUUCUUGUUUCAAAGAUGGUGUACGGCAGAUUCCCAUAGAAAGCAUUCCCGGAAUUAGAGAUACUGGCUGGAAACCAAGCAGUAAAGAAAAAGGUAAAGAACCCAAAGAUCCAGAUCAGCUUUACAGCACACUAAAAAACAUUCUACAGCAGGUCAAGAGCCAUCAAAGCGCUUGGCCAUUCAUGGAACCAGUGAAGAGAACAGAAGCUCCUGGUUAUUAUGAAGUUAUAAGGUUCCCCAUGGAUCUGAAAACGAUGAGUGAGCGACUGAAGAACAGGUACUACGUGUCUAAGAAGUUAUUCAUGGCAGAUCUGCAGCGAGUCUUUACCAACUGCAGAGAGUACAACCCUCCUGAAAGUGAAUACUACAAGUGUGCCAAUAUAUUGGAGAAAUUCUUCUACACAAAAAUUAAAGAAGCUGGGUUAAUUGACAAGUAAUCAGUCCUUCUCUCAUGCAAUCAAGAUGCCUAAUUUAAGAGCAGAAUAUGCAGUUGAUCUUUGAAUAGAAUUGAAAUGUGUGUUUUAAAAAAACAUUUUAUUUACUAGCACUUUUAAAACAUGUAAUAUAGAAGAGUUUAUUUUAUUAAAGUUUUUAAAUGUACACUUGCAUGCCCUUUUGCAGUGUAUUCAAUAAUACAUUUUUAUUAGAAGUAUUGCACAAACUGUUUGGGGAUUUGAAAAGGGAAAUUUUUCCAAGCAGUGAAUGUUUAAGCUUAAUGUAAUGCAGUAUCAAAUUGUAAAAUAGCUUUUUAUUUUUUACAAAAGAUGCUAAUGAAGGGGGAAAUGAGUUUUAUAUAUAUUUUAAUGAAACACUCAACUAAGAAGGUGCUAUGAAAGAAAGAGAAAUCCUCUAAGAUACAAAAAACCCAGUAGGUUCAAACUUCCUCUGUGAAUUUGAUUCUUUAAUAUUAGAGUUUGCAAAGAAAAUCUAAAUAUGUAGCAUAAUCUGACUUUGACUGUGUUAGGUCACAUUUCCAAAAAAAACCUGUGGUAGUCACAAACCACUUUUUAAAACUUUUGUAGUGCCAGCAAAAGCUUAAUUCAGAUAAACGAUAACCAUUUCUACCUUUAUGCCCUAAUCCAGCAAAUGCUUUGUCUGCAUAAGUUUUUACAUACCUUUAUCCCUGAAAAGCCAUUCUUCCCUUAAAGUCACACUUGGUCCUGCAGUACUUGGGUGAAAAGAGAUAGUCUUGAUUUUCACACACAUAGGCUAACACUAGAUGUCACCAGUCACCAGAUGCACUGGCGGAGGAAGCGCCCUGCCCCCGGUGGUGCAAUCCCAGUGGGGU
Molecule: messenger RNA, 3419 nt
Organism: Podarcis raffonei (Aeolian wall lizard)
Lineage: Eukaryota; Metazoa; Chordata; Lepidosauria; Squamata; Lacertidae
Gene: KAT2B
Product: lysine acetyltransferase 2B
Exons: 18
Coding region: 1-2568 (855 amino acids)
Biological process (GO): chromatin remodeling; positive regulation of transcription by RNA polymerase II
Cellular component (GO): nucleus; histone acetyltransferase complex
Molecular function (GO): protein binding; histone H3 acetyltransferase activity
Source: RefSeq, a predicted model, not a curated record